Molecule: messenger RNA, 2337 nt
Organism: Malurus melanocephalus (red-backed fairy wren)
Lineage: Eukaryota; Metazoa; Chordata; Aves; Passeriformes; Maluridae
Gene: AFAP1L1
Product: actin filament associated protein 1 like 1
Exons: 13
Coding region: 85-1500 (471 amino acids)
Cellular component (GO): cytosol
Molecular function (GO): SH3 domain binding
Source: RefSeq, a predicted model, not a curated record
GCAGCGAGAGCCGGCCCCGCCGGGCGGCUGCUGCCCGCCACAUUCACCCGCCCGCAGCAGCCGGGGCGGCCGGAGCUCCGGACCAUGGACCGGCUCAGCGUGCUGGACCAGCUCCUGCCAGAGCUCAGCAUCCUGCUCAAGCUGCUGGACCACGAAUACCUGAGUGCCACCACGCAGGAGAAGAAGCUGGCCGUGUCCACCAUCCUGCAGAAGCUGCAGCCACCUGCAGGGAAGGACGUGGAUUACUUGUACGUCAACACAGCGUCCCUGGGCAAUGGCACCAGCUUCGUGGAGUCCCUGUUCGAGGAGUUUGACUGUGACCUGCGGGACCUGCAGGACAUGCAGGACGAGGAUGGGGACCCCAGUGACAGCGCUGGCCUGGAGCAGACAGAGAAACCGGUUCCUGCGGAUCCAGCCCCUCCCCUGCCCACCACUCCCCCACCCGAGGAUUACUACGAGGAAGCGCUGCCCCUGGGCCCCGGCAAGGCCCCCGAGUACAUCACCUCCCGCAGUGAGUGCUGCUGCAGCCAGGGCUGUGACAUUGGGGCUGUCCUGCAGGUGAUAAAGGAAGCCAGCAGUCCGGCAGCRGGCGGGAUGGAGGCGCCCACCUCCCCAGUGAUGCCGUGCAAGAUGGACCUGGAUAAGCUGGUGAACCAGUGCUGGAAGGAGCGCUGGUGCCGCCUCAAGGGCAACACGCUGUACUUCCACAAGGACCGCACGGACCUGCGGACACACGUGAACGCCAUCGUGCUGCGGGGCUGCGAGGUGGUGCCCGGCCUGGGCCCCAAACACCCCUUCGCCUUCCGCAUCCUGCGCCACGGGCAGGAGGUGACGGCGCUGGAGGCAAGCUGUUCUGAAGAUYUGGGCCGCUGGCUGGGGCUCCUCUUGGUGGAGACGGGCUCCAAGACYGCCCCAGAGGCUUUGCACUAUGACUAUGUGGAUGUGGAGACCAUUGCCAACAUCGUGACGGCCGUGAGACACUCGUACCUGUGGGCCAGCUCCUGCCAGGAUCAGCGGCCGGACUCGUCCCGCGUGGUGUACGAUGAUGUCCCCUACGAGAAGGUUCAGGCGGAGGAGGAGCCAACACGGCCGGGCGCGGCUCAGGUGAAGCGCCACGCCUCGUCCUGCAGCGAGAAAUCGCGGCGGGUGGACCCGCAGGUCAAAGUGAAGAGACACGCGUCCAGUGCCAACCAGUACAGGUACGGCAAGAACCGCGCCGAGGAGGACGCCAGGCGCUUCCUGACGGAGAAGGAGAAGCUGGAGAAGGAGAAAGCAUCGAUCCGCAGCGAGCUGAUGCUGCUGCGCAAGGAGAAGCGGGAGCUGCGGGAAGCCAUGAAGGGCAGCACGGAAACUCCAAACAAGCCCAACGGGAGCCCCCCUGAGCACUUGGUCCCUGUGAACUGUGCAGCAGAGCUGAGGAAGAGGAGUCCCUCCAUCACCCCUGCCAGCAAGGGGAGCGUGCUGCAGAAAGCCAAGGAAUGGGAAAAGAAGCAGACUUAAGCCAGCCUGCCAAGCCCUCAACAGACAGUGGGGAUCACGGAGGAGCUGCCAGCCCCUUUCUCCAAGACUCUGCGAGGGUGCUGGGAAGGCAAAGAGACGUUCUGCAGCCCCCAGCACUGCGGCACCACCUGCCUCCAGGGCAACACUAUAAACCAGGGGAAGGGGCGGGAGGGACGGGGGAGGAGGGGGGAAAGGGAGUCCCUUGUGGAUAAAGGUUCACGAACUACUGGGAAACACAGCUCUGGGGGAGCCUGCCCCAAAGSGGGGCAGAAGGGAGAGCAUGGGGAUUGCUGUGUGUCCAGGCUACCACUUUCCAAAGGAACCACGGACUCGYUGGGGUUUUGUGGCCCCCUCAGGGYUGGGAUUCAGGAGCUGCUCAGGACCAGCCCCGUCGGAGAUGCCGAUUGUUCACCUGCUCACCGCUCCCAGCUCCGCAGGGUCUCAUCUCAGGGUUCCUCAUGGCUCGAGCUUGCUGUGCCUCAACCACGUGCCUUUGUCCAGUAUUUCCAUGUUGUCCUUAAGGCAGUAAGGGUGAGGGCAUGCUGMCUUCCCUUGGGAAUGAAGGAAGCUCAAGCGUCAGCAUUUGAAAACAAAUUAACAGUGGGCACCUUUCACCCUUUCUACACAGCUCAGAAGCGCUGCAAAGGGCUGGGGAUGGAGGCAGCCCAGCUCUGUCCUGGUCUCAUGCUGGUUCUGGGGGAGCAGGGGAGGGGACAGGGCUCUCUCCUGGCCACCAGCACAUUCACACUCUUGCUGCUGCGCUCAGACACAGGUUGGUAAGGCAUGUGAUUAAAAAGGAGCGAAGGGAAGUAUAAAAAUUAAAAAAAAAAAACCAAA